This is a messenger RNA of Eruca vesicaria subsp. sativa (arugula), 201 nucleotides long. NCBI's taxonomy places the organism in Eukaryota, Viridiplantae, Streptophyta, Magnoliopsida, Brassicales, Brassicaceae. The record is from the annotation of a GenBank genome assembly.
AUGACGGCCAGUCCACUGGAGGAGACAAAGAAAUGCAACGGAGGAUGGAAGUUUGCCCUUUUGGAGUUGGCUAAUUCUCAUUAUGCUGCAGUCUGUAUUGAAGAUGAUGAAGCUGAUGAAGGAGCUCCAGUGAAGGUGAUUGUUCGGAGAACCAUCCCGUUUGUAGAAGACGAACUUAUUUCUGAAAGAAUAUAUCUGUAG